CUACCUACGCCAUUGGCUCCGAUCCCGCCGCUGCCUCCAUGGUGAGAACCGUGGCCAGAAGAGGAGGAAGAGCACGACAACGGCGCCCCCGUCGUCCUCUCUCCUCGUCCUUAAUAGGUGUGCCGACACUCCUCUCCAUCUCCGACUGCUGCUACCGCGACACGGCGGUAUGGAUCUGACAUCUUCCGGCCAUCUCGACGCGGCAACCCUCGCCAUGGCCUUCGUUCUCCACUUAUUCGUCCCCUCAUCCGUGGCAGCUAGAUCUUGUAGGCCUCAAGCACCACCACCAACAGGAUCCAUGCGAGCGUACGACUGCUCCUCCACCGUCCCGUCACGUGUGUGGCCGACGUCCAACGGGCGAGACCGAGCUCCCCGAGCACCGCCACUUGAUGUGCAGGAGCUGCGGCCCCCACCAAGGAUGUGGACGCACGCAAGGCGGCCACUAGCGAACGAGGCCGCAUGGCGUCGUGCCUCCACGCUGCCGAGGGUGCACAGGGAGCGGCCACAUCAGUUGUAAGGAUGUACCUCCGUUUGCAUCAAGAGAAUGUUCCCCAUUUAAGGAUAAAUACUCCCUCUGUUCCUAUAUAGAAGCCCUUUAGAGAUUCCAAUAUGGGCUACAUAAGGAGGAAAAUGAGUGAAUCUCAUUCUAAAAUAUGUCUAUAUAUAUCUGUAUGUAGUCUCUAGGGACAUCUCAAAUAGGCUUAUGUUUAGAAACAGAGGGAGUAGAUGAUAGUACAUCAAGUGUCUUAAUUUUCAUACCACAACUAAUAUUUGAACUUUUGCUUUUCCCGAAACUCUCGGGUGUAGCAUGCGAGAUUUACAAAAUGGCUUGGGAGGUUAGAAUUGAUCUAUGCAUUGGAGUGUAACUGUAGUUGGACUAACCAUACACAGAUGGACAUUACAAUUUAAGACCUCAAAACAAUGGUCCAGCAAAUUCUUCCCCUGAUGUCAGCUUUUGUGGCUUGAGUAAGCAUCAACGGCAUCCCUAGACCCAACAAUAAUCACACAAGAGCAAUCAA
Triticum aestivum (bread wheat) is the source of this 1019-nucleotide messenger RNA. RefSeq lists its product as uncharacterized. The transcript is spliced from 3 exons. Bases 170 to 517 code for a protein of 115 amino acids. Lineage: Eukaryota; Viridiplantae; Streptophyta; Magnoliopsida; Poales; Poaceae. The record is from RefSeq and is a predicted model, not a curated record.